AUGGCUUCCAUGUCGCUAAAUUUUAUCUUGUGCGACCCGGAGGAUGCGUUGGCUGUGAACUCACGCGAGCAAGUAAAAGCAACAAAGGAAGGUGAAAGCAGCGCGUUCGUGAGCAGUAUCGAUAGUAACUGUUCACCGAAAUCAGGCAGUUUAGCUCCUCGUCAAGCUGUAGAUGACCAGAAAAGCCGCGGGAACGCACGUAAGCUAGACAGGCAGCAACACACGCGCCAACUGCAAAAUUUGCGUCAGCGCCGUUACCGAGAGCGUAAGAAGUUGAGCGCAUCGACUUUGCAGUCCAAUUCGGAGCAUGUGUAUCAAGAAAAUGCAGCACUUGAGACUUCUAUUUUGGAGCGUUUCAAGGCGCGCACGUCUGUCUAA
Messenger RNA from Peronospora matthiolae, 378 nucleotides. The record is from the annotation of a GenBank genome assembly. NCBI's taxonomy places the organism in Eukaryota, Oomycota, Peronosporomycetes, Peronosporales, Peronosporaceae.